GAAACAGAAGAUACAGGUUUAGGAACAACUUAUACCUUCACUAUAGAAAAAGAGGGAUGCCUGGUGUAAAGCGCUCGGCUGAUUAUCAGCUUACAAGCGAGAAUCAAGACGACGAGAUUUAUCAUGAAUACGAAACCGCCCCAAGUAUUGCAAGCGAAGAGGAAUUAUCUAAACGCCGUUUCCUCAAGGUGAGACGUGACGCCUACUCUACGGGGGAUGCUCAGACAACUCCAUCCACUACAGGGGGCCUCUUUAAAAAUCUGCGCCAGGCUGCGCCCAAUCCCACGCUCAACGGGGGAGCCUCCUUCAACUUUGGCGGAAAGCUCAGCAACAAUACCAACGGACUUGACGCCAGCACAAGUGGCAAUGGCUUUGGCAUUGGAUCGAAGCCUAUUGUCAAGUUGCCGCAGGGAGAUAGCGCAGACGCUGCAGUCUCUUCUGCCCCCACCUUUAUGUUCGGCUCACAGGCAUCCUCAUCUGGCGCUACGAAGGAUACCAACAAGCCUUCUUUUUCGUUUGCUUCUGGUGCAGGUAAUGGUGCGGCUGAGAGUGAUGGGUCAGUUGAAGGAGACAAGACUCAGCAGCAGACUGGUCAUUUAUUUGGGUCCAGUACGUUCAGUUUUGCAGGCGCCGUCAAGUCAUUUGUGGAUGCGCGCAAAAGACUUGAAGAAGAUCGGAAAAACGCGACAGAAAAUAAUGAAGACAAUGCCCUAAAUACCGAAGGAGACGACGCGCAUCACGAGGCAAAGGACCAUGAAAGUGGUGAUACUGCGGAUAAGUUUGAAUCGCACUCUAUUGUCGCCAGAACCGGCGAGGUCCUCGUUUCAGCACCAUGCAAAUUAUUCUUGUUUGAUUCAAAGGAUAAAAAAUGGCUGGAUCGCGGCGAAAGUGAAGCAAAGGUGAAACGCGAGCAUUACGAUGGGCCUGAAACGACAAGUGGGAAUGCACCAGAUGAUGCCUGCAAGGAGAACAGUAACGCUGCCCAUCAUUGUUAUCGUCUCCUUGUUCGCAAUGGCUAUUCGUUGAACUCUUUGAUAGGUAAGAAUGUAUUUGUUUUGGGAAAGGAAGGUCCUAAGCACAUCGUCUUUUCUGUUAGUAAUCUGGAAGGCGGUGUUGCGAAUUACCUGUUGAAGUUCACUGGACCUAACGGCGAGUCCAACACGAAGAAAUUUCUUGAAGAGAUAAGAAAGGCGAUGUCGGCUUGUGAGCAAUGAAUUCUCAAACUAACAGCCACAAAUAGAGCUCUGUUUAAUAAUGAGCUAUUAAUUAAAAUGACUUUUAUAUCAAUACAACUAAUGGUAUUAAUGAUGCUAUACAAAGAAAUUAGUGUUGAGGCUUAAUAGGGGGUUUCAUCUAUUUUCUCAUCACAUAACCGUUUAAA
Molecule: messenger RNA, 1381 nt
Organism: Phytomonas sp. EM1
Lineage: Eukaryota; Euglenozoa; Kinetoplastea; Trypanosomatida; Trypanosomatidae
Source: the annotation of a GenBank genome assembly